AUGUCAAGAAAAUUGAAGAGAACCAACCUUUUCGCGAAGGAUGUGAGUUCAUUGCUCUAUGCCUAUGGUGAUGUUUCUCAGCCCUUACCGGAGACUGUACAGUGUUUAGAUGAAUUGGUAUCAGGAUACUUGGUUGAUGUAUGCUCAUCUGCAUUUAGAGCUGCUCAAAAUUGUCAAAGAAAUAAACUCAAGUUGGAAGACUUUAGGUUUGCGGUACGACGUGAUCCUAUUAAAUUAGGUAGAGCUGAAGAUCUAGUUGCUACUAAUAAAUUAAUUACUGAGGCAAAGAAACAGUUUAAUGGUUCUGAUAGUAGUUCAUUAAAGAGAUUUAAAGACGGAGAGGGAAAUGAUUUAGAAGGUGAAGGUGAAGAUGAGGAUUAUGAAGAUUAUGACGAUGAGGCGGAUGAAGAUGCCGCUGGUGGUGGUAACACGCAUUUGGACGAUGAUGAUAAGCACAUGGAUUCAGAAAUUCACCAUAAAUCUAAGGGCAACAUUGAUAAUUCUUUUGAAGAUGAUAAUGAAUUGCAUCAGGUGAAAAGUGAGAAGAAAUCAAAAUCAUCAACUCGUGGCGGCAAACAAGGUAGCAGAGGCGGUAGUAAGACAAGAGGUAAAAGACAAAAAAGAGGCACAAGUGGCACGUAA
Messenger RNA from Zygosaccharomyces rouxii, 642 nucleotides. RefSeq names its product Taf13p (gene TAF13). The record is from RefSeq and is a predicted model, not a curated record. The transcript has a single exon. Gene Ontology annotation, biological process: RNA polymerase II preinitiation complex assembly; transcription by RNA polymerase II. Bases 1 to 642 code for a protein of 213 amino acids. Lineage: Eukaryota; Fungi; Ascomycota; Saccharomycetes; Saccharomycetales; Saccharomycetaceae. Gene Ontology annotation, cellular component: transcription factor TFIID complex. Gene Ontology annotation, molecular function: protein heterodimerization activity.